Molecule: messenger RNA, 3526 nt
Organism: Phyllopteryx taeniolatus (common seadragon)
Lineage: Eukaryota; Metazoa; Chordata; Actinopteri; Syngnathiformes; Syngnathidae
Gene: cdk8
Product: cyclin dependent kinase 8
Exons: 13
Coding region: 125-1519 (464 amino acids)
Biological process (GO): protein phosphorylation
Cellular component (GO): nucleus; mediator complex
Molecular function (GO): ATP binding; RNA polymerase II CTD heptapeptide repeat kinase activity; cyclin-dependent protein serine/threonine kinase activity
Source: RefSeq, a predicted model, not a curated record
AGCCGAGCUCGUCGGGAGUAGCCUAGUUGCCUCCCAAAGCGACGCUUUAAAAAAAAAGAAGAAAAGAAACGAAGAAGAAGACAGGGGACGACGCGUUCGAGGCCCAAAAACAGCGGUGGGAAAAAUGGACUAUGAUUUCAAAGUGAAGCUGACCGGCGAGCGAGAACGUGUCGAGGACCUGUUUGAGUACGAAGGAUGCAAAGUGGGCAGAGGCACCUAUGGUCAUGUUUUCAAGGCGAAGAGAAAAGAUGGGAAGGACGAUAAGGACUACGCCCUCAAGCAGAUUGAAGGCACCGGCAUCUCCAUGUCAGCCUGCAGAGAGAUUGCACUGCUGCGAGAGCUGAAGCACCCCAACGUCAUCUCGCUGCAGAAGGUUUUUCUGUCACACGCCGACCGGAAAGUGUGGCUGCUCUUCGACUACGCCGAGCACGACCUCUGGCACAUCAUUAAGUUCCACAGAGCGUCCAAGGCCAACAAGAAGCCACUUCAGCUUCCCAGAGGGAUGGUCAAGUCUCUGCUCUACCAGAUCCUGGACGGCAUCCAUUACCUCCACGCAAACUGGGUCCUCCACAGAGACCUUAAACCAGCUAACAUUUUAGUGAUGGGGGAAGGGCCAGAGAGGGGUAGGGUAAAGAUAGCUGACAUGGGUUUUGCCCGUCUCUUCAAUUCACCACUGAAGCCUUUAGCCGAUCUCGACCCGGUGGUCGUCACAUUCUGGUACAGAGCACCUGAAUUGCUGCUGGGGGCCCGGCACUACACCAAAGCCAUCGACAUUUGGGCGAUAGGCUGCAUCUUUGCCGAGCUGCUGACGUCCGAGCCCAUAUUCCACUGUCGCCAGGAGGACAUCAAGACCAGUAACCCUUACCAUCAUGACCAGCUGGACCGCAUCUUCAAUGUCAUGGGCUUCCCAGCUGAUAAAGACUGGGAGGACAUCAAAAAGAUGCCCGAGCACUCCACGCUGAUGAAAGAUUUUAGGAGGAACACGUACACAAACUGCAGCCUUAUAAAGUACAUGGAGAAACACAAAGUCAAGCCAGACAGCAAAGCGUUCCAUUUGCUGCAAAAGCUACUGACCAUGGACCCCAUCCGCAGAAUCACAUCGGAGCAGGCCAUGCAGGACCCCUACUUUUUGGAGGAGCCGCUGCCCACGUCUGAUGUGUUUGCAGGCUGUCAAAUUCCUUACCCUAAAAGGGAAUUUCUGACAGAGGAGGAGCCAGACGACAAGGCAGACAAAAAAAACCAGCAGCAGCAACAGGGAAACAACCACACGAACGGGGCGGGGCACACCGGCAACCCCGACAACAGCCACGCCCAGGGCCCGCCUCUGAAGAAAGUGCGCGUGGUCCCGCCCACCACUACCUCAGGUGGCCUCAUCAUGACCUCAGACUACCAGCGCUCCAAUCCACAUGCUGCCUACCAGAACCCUGGACCAAGCACAUCACUGCCCCAAAGCAGCAUGGGAUACUCCUCUACCUCCCAACAGCCUCCGCAGUACUCCCACCAGACCCACCGCUACUGACCGCACCCACACGUUGCCACACAAAUGCCCACACAUCCACACACACAUGCCCCCCCCCCCUGCCCACGUCACCCUCAUUACGCCUGCCUGAAAGAAUGUACUGAGGGACGUGGGGCACCCUCUCUGCUGCAGUUCCCCCACCCCCCUUGUGAAGAUAUACAAACAAACAGCAUAGCGCAAGUGUUAGCCACACUGCUACUUAGCAAAAAUCCAACGAGUGAUAAACGCAGGGAUGGAUGGCGAUGAGUCCACAACCCCACCCUCUUUUUCACGUGUCCCUCCGCCUACGUGCCCAACCCAGCCAGUCGCUCCGUCACUGUCGAAGCUCGGGACGAGACUGAAAAGCUGCUAUUUGACUGCCAGUGUCGACAGAUUCCACGUCCGUCUGUCCUCCUGUGUGUCUCGUCUUUUUCCUCGUGUGGCCACCCUACCCAGCUGAGAACUGAACUGAGGUGCUGGGAGGACGGCGCAGCCCACACAACUGUGGUGGUUUUUUUUGUGUUGUUCAGAAAGGACAAAGAAAAAGUGACAAUGAUUUUAGUAGUUUUUAAUUUAAUUCGUUUUUAAUUAUGGCAAAGCAGCUUGACCAGCCCUACACUUGCAGUGGAUAUAAAAAGUCUACACACCCCUAUUCCAAUGCCACCUUUUUGUGAUAUUAAAAAUGGAGACCAUGAUAUCUAUCAAACCUUUUUCCACCACUGAUGACCUAUAACCUGUACAACUGGAUUUAAAAUGUAUAUAUUUUCAAGAGGGGAAGUUAAACUAAAUAGCUGAAAUAAUGUGGUUGCACAAGUGUGCACAACUGCCAUAUAACUUGGGAUGUGGCUGUCUUCAGAAUGAACCAAUCAGAUUCAAACUCAAUAAAUGGGAUUAAGCACACACCGGUCACCAUUUCAAGUGCCCCUGAUUAAACACAAAUAAAGUUCAGAUAUUUUAGUAUUAUUUUUCUGACGUUUUUUUUUUUGGCUUUCUCGAAGCAGCCUGGAGAUUUUGUAUGAAUACUGACUUAUUUCAAACUGUUCACAAAUCCCUCCACCUUAACUAAGGCACUAGUUCCAGUUGAAGAAAAGCAGCACCGAAGCAUGAUGAUGCCACCACCAUGCUGUUCUGUGAUGUGAAGUGUGUUUGCGCUAAACAUAUCUCUUGGAAUUACGGACAAAAAAGUAACUUUGGUUUUAUCGGACGGUUGCAUUUUCCCACUUGCAAACUGUAGCCUCUUCUCUAAGAUAAGGCUCUGUCUUGCCACCCUAUCUCAUAGCUCAGACAUAUGAAGAUUAUGGGAGAUUGUUGUCGCACGGACUAAACAACCAGUACUUGCUAGACAUUUGUUUAGCUCCUUAAGUUGCUGUUGGCCACAUGGCAGUUUUCUCAUUUUUGUUAUUACCUUUGUAAGUGUAUCCAGUUCUUGGUAAUGGCACUGUUGUGCCACAUUUUCUCCAGUUGAGGACUGUGUUUCAUGGUAUAUUUAAUGCCUUGGAAAUUCUUUUGUGCCCUUCUGACAUUGAUACCUUUGAACAAUGUAAAGAAAAAAUGUAAGAAAAAGCCUACUGGAACUUAAAUGUAUUUUGGGUUGAUCAGAGGCACUUUAAAUGGGGGCAGUGUGUGCUAACUUCCAUUUAACAUGAGUUUGAAUGUGAUUGUUUAAUUCUGAGCACAGCUCCUUCCCCAGUUAUUAGAUGGUGUGCACACUUGUUCAACCAAAUUAUCUCAGUACUUUCGCUCUCAAAAAGGUGUUUUCUUUUUUUCAAUUAUGUUCUAUGGGAUACAGGUCAAAUUAAUGGUGGAAACUGUUUGACAUUAUUUACUUAGUAUCAUUUUUUUAUAUUACAAAAACCUGGCAUUUGAACAGGGGUCUGUAGACUAUACAUCCACUGUACUUAGGCCGUGGGCCUUAACAAAUCCAACCAAUCGCAAGGAGGAAGGCAGAUGGAAUUGCAUUGUACUGUAUUGUAUUGAAAUAUUUUACAUGAAGCAAGUAUCCUGACAAUAAAAAUGGAAGCGGUCCUA